AUGGCAUGGGUGAAAUUCCUAAGAAAACCUGGGGGUAACCUUGGAAAAGUUUAUCAGCCUGGAAGUAUCCUGUCCCUGGCCCCUACAAAAGGCUUAUUAAAUGAACCUGGACAAAACAGCUGCUUUCUUAAUAGUGCUGUUCAGGUAUUGUGGCAACUUGACAUAUUUCGACGAAGUUUAAGAGGUUUAACUGGACACGUGUGUCAAGGAGAUGCUUGCAUAUUUUGUGCUUUAAAGGCCAUCUUUUCCCAGUUCCAGCACAGCAGAGAGAAAGCCCUCCCGUCGGAUAACAUGAGACACGCCCUCGCCGAAAGCUUCAAGGAUGAGCAGCGCUUCCAGCUGGGAUUCAUGGAUGAUGCAGCAGAAUGCUUUGAAAAUAUCCUUGAGAGGAUUCAUUUCCACUUAGUGCCAAACAGUGAAACAGAUAUGUGCACUUCGAAAUCCUGUAUUUCUCACCAGAAGUUUGCUAUGACCCUGUAUGAGCAGUGUGUGUGUCGUAGUUGUGGAGCAUCAUCAGAUCCAUUGCCUUUUACGGAAUUUGUGCGUUACAUUUCCACCACAGCCCUGUGUAAUGAAGUAGAAAAAAUGAUGGAGAGGCACGAACGUCUCAAGCCAGAAAUGUUUGCGGAAUUGCUGCAGGCAGCAAAUACUGCUGAUGACUACAGAAAGUGUCCUAGUAAUUGUGGUCAAAAAAUAAAAAUUCGUCGUGUUCUUAUGAAUUGUCCUGAGAUUGUCACCAUUGGUCUAGUCUGGGAUUCAGAACACUCUGACCUGACAGAAGAGGUUAUGCGGAAUCUGGCAACACAACUUUAUCUUCCAGGGCUGUUUUAUAGGGUUACAGAUGAAAAUGCCAAAAACAGUGAGCUCUUCCUGGUGGGAAUGAUUUGCUACACGAGCCGACAUUACUGUGCCUUUGCCUUUCACACCAAGAGCUGCAAAUGGGUGCUGUUUGAUGAUGCUAAUGUAAAAGAGAUUGGAACAAAAUGGAAAGAUGUGGUGUCCAGGUGCAUUCGGUGUCACUUCCAACCAUUGCUGCUAUUUUAUGCUAACCCAGAUGGCACAGCUGUGUCUCCAGAAGAUGCACCAAAGCAGAUUAUUCACUGGUCUCAAUGCAAAGCAGCAGGAGGAAAUGGGGAAGACCUGGGAUUUGAAAAGCAUUCGGCUGCUAAAUCAGACCACGUGAAAGAGAAUGGAAUUGGAGAUUCCACUAAUCAAAGGAGUAAUAAAAAACUUCAGCCAGAUAAUCCAGCGUUCACUAGAAGCCAUAUUCAAGCAAGUGGUGGUAGAGGCCCAGCCAAGUUGGGAUACAGUGAGCAAAAGGACAGGCUGAAGGAUUUAUCCAGAGAGUGUGCCCAGAAAGCUGCUGACAUGAAAAACUUCACAUCUUUACGGAAAGAUGCAGACAGAGGACCAAGGAAAGAGUCUGGGAGACAAAGAGACUUGAUUGGGGAAGAGCGUUCCAGUGCUAAGUCAGGGUCUCCUCCGGUCGGAAAUGGACUGAGGCACUGCGCGGAUCAGCGGAUCUACGGCAGCCAGGGAAGGGGCCCUUACAGGCACGAGAGCCCAGCACCUCAGCAGGCAAAGCUUUCUGCACAUGUGCUUGGAUCAAACAAAGCAGAACCUUCUCCUGCAGGGGACAAACCAGUGACAAGGACUCGGAGCGAUGGCGUCACUGGCUACGACACAGACACCAGCCAAGACUCCAGGGACAAAGGAAGUAUGAGGAGCAGGAGCAAAGGUUGGAAACCAAUGAGAGAGACACUGAAUGUAGACAGCAUUUUCAGUGAGACUGAGAAGAAGCAGCACAGCCCAAAGCACAAAGCAAACCUGAGCAGUAAAUCUAAGCAUGAAAAGGAGCGGGGCUUUAACCACUGGCCCAAGGAGAACCAAAUGCAGAAGGGUUUAAUGACUAUAUAUGAAGAUGAGACAAAACAGGAUACAGGAAGUCGAAGUUCACUGGAUUCUGAGGGAAAAGGGAAUGCUGAAAAAAGCAAGGGAUUUGCAGAGAGAAAAAUCCAUGGUGAUAACUGGCAAAUUCAGAGGACAGAAUCUGGGUAUGAAAGCAGUGACCAUAUCAGCAACGGCUCCGCAAAUCCAGACUCCCCUGUUAUUGAAGGAAUCAAUACAGCAGAUGCCAAGAAUGUGAAGGAAAGUGCUUCCUGCAGUGACCAGAACUUGCCAACCAAAAAAGCUGACAGUGUGGUACAUUCAGUACCCCAGCAGAACAGAAGCUUCCAUGCCCCAGAUUUGAGGAAAGACCAGAUCAAUUCUGAAAUUAACUACAGACCUCAUCCUCAUGUUGGUUUCCCAACAGAAUUACAUUUGCAGGUGCCCAGUCCUCCAGUAAAGAGAGCUGAAAUGCCUGAGACCAACAGGAAAUUUUUCCCAUCAUCAGCUCUGCAGCCAGCUGUCAAAGAGAUUGUGAAGUCAGAGAGCAGGAACAAGGCAAACGAGCCGAGCCCUUGCGAGUGGCCUCACGCAGAGAGGUUGGAGAAGCUGAGCGUGCCCGUGUUCUGUGCAGACAGCGUGCCCCACCCCUUCCCAGACAAUGCCUGUGGCAGGAAGCCCAUCCACAGUGACCUUCCCCCCCCUGCCCAGCCGCAGUCCCACCACCCAAGAAGUCUGUCCCAUCACACUCUGGGUCCCAAGGCAGGGCUGGUGCCCUGUGUGCCUCAGGGCCUGCAGGAAAGGCCGGCGGUGCCGCCCGCCCCUCCCAGUGAGCACAUGGGGCACCUGCUCCGGAGAGCAGAUCCCCUCUGGGUGCCUGAAGCCGUGUACCAGAACGUUCCUCCCCCCUUACCCCCAAAGAAAUACACUCUGAGCGCUUUGGCAGGGUCAGAGAAUAACGCGGUAGCAGAUGUAAAAUCAACGGAAACGUUGCGAAAUAGUCCCUUAAGGCAAACAGGUGCACCUUCAAAAUCUGCAGCAGAAGCAAGUGCAGUCCCAGCUGAACAAAGGCUUAAGGAGCCCUUUCCAGGGAAUGAAGUGUUUGUUCAUAAACCGGAUUCUCCACCUCGCUUAUCAGUUAAUGAGUUCUGGACCGUGUCUGAGAACAUGCUGAAGAAAGGAUCUCGUCACACGGGACCCAGCCCUGCCUAUGCGGAUGGGAACGACAACGUGUCCCUAACCACUUACUUCUCAGUAGACAGCUGCAUGACUGACACCUACAGGCUCAAGUACCACCAGAGACCCAAGCUCUAUUUCACAGAGAGUGGAAGCUUCCACAAGGAGAAGCAUUCUCCAGCAGCUGGAGUGGAUCUGAAUGCCACAUACCCCCCCACUCUGGAGCCCAGGCAUCCCACCCCUGAACAGAGGUACAAGGCAAAUGCAGAAGGAAUACACUGCAGUCGAUAGGUUCUUCAA
Messenger RNA from Agelaius phoeniceus (red-winged blackbird), 3363 nucleotides. It is a transcript of the gene USP53, whose product is annotated as ubiquitin specific peptidase 53. Gene Ontology annotation, biological process: response to auditory stimulus; protein deubiquitination; sensory perception of sound. Gene Ontology annotation, cellular component: cell-cell junction. The record is from RefSeq and is a predicted model, not a curated record. NCBI's taxonomy places the organism in Eukaryota, Metazoa, Chordata, Aves, Passeriformes, Icteridae. Gene Ontology annotation, molecular function: cysteine-type deubiquitinase activity.